ACGAAUUUUUGAUUUGAACUCGCUGCGUCCCAUGGUCCGCCUCCGUAGUGUGUACACAGUUUCGUGUCCCUCCAGCGCUGCUACGAUCAUGUAGAUCUACUGCUGGUGCUUGUACAGCUAGCUACUCUGCCUGAGACUGUCCCUAAACUACACGUAGCAUUUUAUUAUGAUUUAGGCAUUUAGCGGAUUUGGCUAUGACUGCCCAGCCGGGUCAGGUUGUUCCGACACGCCUCUUCGGAUAGCUUGCAUGUUCUGUUGUUCGCCGAGGCAAUGCCUUGCGCAAGUUGCGGAGAUGCAACAGCUCUGUGGUUCUCAUUAUAAUAAUAAUAUUAUUUUUCUUUGCUAUUGCUAGCUUAGCCCGGUGACACACAGGCGACGAUAAAAUUGAGCACAGGGCGGCGGAUCAGCCGCUCUCAAUCUCUCUCAAUGUGUAGUGAAUUUACGAGCUCUGCUCUAGAAUCGUCAAGGAGAGUUCCAGGGAACUGUUUCUCAUCGUGAGGCCAUUCAGGGCCACGUGUGGAUGAAGGUCUAGGACGUCAGCUGGCUGGCCCUGACAUAGCACCGUCCUGCAUCAGCUUGCGCUAGUUGGGGUGUGUUGAAGCGCAUUGGGGCGGGAGUUGUACGCAAAGAACGGCUCGCUGUCGCCGGUCUAGCCAGGAUGGUGGCUGCGACUGCGACUGCAGGGCAGAGGAGCAGCUGAUCAAGUGACGACCACCCAUUUCACAGUAUUCAGCCAAACGCGGACACUGCAAGGUGGUGCACCGGCCACUGAGUGCAUUGACGGCCUUGUUAGCCUUGUUGGCAGUGAAAUAUGGUGUCGCAGGGUGUUGUGAUUGGUGCCAGCUCGGCCGUGGGCACAUUCGGCCUGCUAUGCAUAGCUACCAUCAUCUAUGUACUAUGCUGUCGCAGCAAGUCCAAGACUACUGGUGAACAGGCGGAGAACUACAAGGUGGCAUCGGCACCUAACUACCGCAUUGAUGCACCAGACCCACCACCCCUGGACUUGCAGGUGCAGACGAUCAACUCUGGUGAUGAUUGUGAUGGUUGUGAUGGUUGUGAUGGUUGUGACGAAGGCGGUGAUCAGGACGGCCAUGCAGCAGGUUUAAAGAAAGGACAUUACCCACCGUUGCGCACGUCCAUUACUCUACCGGCACUCAGCAGGACACAGCUUGGCAACAAGCCACCACGCAAGCGACCACUGAGCCAACCUUCACUGGAUAUGCACAGCACAGCCAUUGACGAAGAACCAAUCAGCGCGCCCGAUGUUCCAGGUCCGAGGGAGCACGGUGCCAGCAACUCACGGCUAUCCCAGGGACGACUCCGGAGAUUGAGGUCAAAGGAUUACUCAGCUCUCCAGCUGUCAAUGGAUAAGGGUGAUGAAGGCGAGAAUGAUUUUGGCGAUUUAGUAUCUUUCGAGAAGGGCUUCGCCAAGACUCUGGAAAGCCUAGGGGGCACACAGGAGCAGCAUGCCCCAUAUGGCCAACUGCAGAUCAAGCUUGAGUACAUUACUGCAUCGUGUGCACUACGAGUGCAUGUACUACGUGCCAUUGGCCUACCCGCGAUGGACAUCGGCGGCACGUCCGAUCCAUUUGUUAAAGUCCUACUUAUUGACACGCUUCAGAUAACACCAGCCGGAAAGGUGCUGAAGAUCGAGUCCAGUUGGAAGACUAAACACGAGAGCAAGACGCUGAAUCCCGAGUUUGAUGUCCAUUACGACAUGAUGUGUCCGCCGUCCAUACCUCUGCAGAGGCUUGGUAUCUUGCUGCAAGUCUACGACUAUGACCGACUGUCACGCAAUGACAUUAUCGGUCAUGCCUGGGUGCCACUUAGUGACUUAGACCUGACCAGCAUACCUACACUCUGGAGGGCUCUGGAAAGAGGCAAACAGAUCUCUACGGAGGAGGUGAGCAUUGCACUUGGUGAAGUGGAGGUAGCCAUUGGCUACAAGAGUCAGAAACGUCAAUUGACAGUGCUGAUCAAGUAUGCAAAGAAACUACCAAAGAUUAGUCUCUCCAAGCCACCAGAUCCCUGCGCUAAAGUUCGCCUCAUCUACGAGGACUGCAAAAUCGGUUCGAAGGAUUUCAAACCAGAGAGGAACGAUCAGAAUCCAACAUUCAAUAAGACGGCACAUUUCACACUGGAUGCUGACAUACCCAUUGAGGAGUGCGUGAUGACGGUGUCUAUAUGUCACCGCGAGGGCAUGACGUCCAUUCCGAUAGGUAUCGUCAACUUUGGCGUCAGCAUCCUGACCGACCAGGAUGCCAGCGGUCAGAACCACUGGAAUGACAUCAUGCAGAAACCGGCUGGUGAGCUCGUCUCCAAGUGGCACAAGUUGCACUCACAUGUGCAUGCAGCUACGUACAGCAAGAAGAAGAAGAGGGUGACAAAGUCGGAGUGUUGGAUACACCACACCGAUUCAAACAUGAUAUCAAAUAUGAUCCUCUAUGCGGCGGCAGCAGCAGGAGUUACGUUCUUCCUGUUACUGUGCUGCUGCUGCAUGUACUACCGCUGCUGCCGCAAACGUGGACGGCAGAAUUCCAAGAAAGCCAAACUGGAGAGUCAGAUCACCAAGUAUCGAGAGGGCUACGAGGUUCUAGCUAGCCCGUACAAGGUGCCGGGAAUAGCUGAAGAAACCUUACCAAUACAGGAUGCUAACAAAGAUACAGGCGGUGAACCAUAUCCGCCUCCAGCACAGCCAAGCAGCCAUUCCGCAACUCCACCUAUACGCUCUAUGUGGCCACAAGAUGAAGACACAAAGACAGAUAGCGGUACUUGGGCAAGAGGAAAAUCACUGGCAAACCACAAAGAUCCAUUAUCCAUGUCCCGGAAAGGAUCUGCAGUGUCGUUGAGCCCGCAGGAACUGAAAGCCUUACGCAGUCAAUCACUUCCACUGAGAUCACAACUAGAGAACUCAAACAUGGCACGGCGUCGCUCGUUCAUGGCACACGAAGUAGAGUAUGAUCCGCUCAAGGAACCCAGCCUGAAGUCACGCCAGAUUACAUCCCUGCCACCAUCUCUUCUAGCAUCGCUGUCUUCCCUGGACUCGGCCGGCUCCAGUGAACUAGGGUCAAAGCUAGGGCGUAUCCAACUGCGAGUAGAGUACGUAGUAGGACUUGAAGUGCUGCGCUUUCACUUGGUCAAAGCCGUGGAUUUACCUGCCAUGGAUGCAGGCGGCUCAUCAGAUCCUUACGUGGAAAUCAGCCUGAUUGAUACAAAGAUGCUCCUAGCGGACGGUCAAGUGUUGCGCAAAUUCUCCACCUGGCGAUCUAAGGUACACGACAAAACACUGUUUCCAGUGUUUGAUGAGCAGCACGACUUUGAGUGUCCGCAAUCUGUGCCAACCAAUCGACUGGGCUUCCUGCUGCAUGUGUAUGACCAUGAUGUCGUGUCCAAGGAUGACCUCAUCGGCCACGUCUGGUUCCCGCUGAAGGACGUCGACCUCUCACUGUGUGGCAAGAUCUGGAAGUCUGUAGAUCCAGGCAAGCGAAUACGGGGGAAUGCGCAUUGGGAGGCAUUGCUGGGCGAAAUUGAUGUAUCACUGACAUACGAGGAGGAGAAGCGACAUCUCGUCAUCACCGUCCACCGAGCACGCAGUCUACCGAUCUUUGGGGCAACACCGCCAGAUACGUCUGCCAAGGUACGCCUGUAUCACCGUGAUUACAAGCUAGCGUCCAAGGAAACACCCAAAGUGCGGCAGAGUUACAACCCAGAGUACAACAAGGUCUUCCACUAUCAACUGAGCAAAGAGGCCAACAUCCGACAGAUGCUCAUAUCCGUGACCGUGCUGAACACCGGUGUGCUCAGCAAGAAGCCCGUAGGGACCAUCAAUAUCGGAAUAGGGGCAAACGCUCACCCCACAGGGGUUGCUCAAUGGAGAGAUCUUCUUGGAGCAGAAGCAGCUGCAACGGUAUCCGCCACACACAAGCUACACACUCCUAUGCCGGUUGAGCCUGCAUAAGUGAUCAAUACUGGCAAUGCUUAGCCAGUACAACCAAGAAUUGACAUAGAGCAUGAUACUGCAGGAGAAGCUACAGUUUGUCCUCGGCAGCACACAAUGCUGGCGGAUCAAAAUCUUAGCAAUCCAUCUCGCCAAUUCAUGAACGGAAUAGUACUCUACAACCGGGCACCUUACUACUCUAGGUAUAUGAACAGCUGUUGUGAAUCCAAAUAUGAUGUUGACUUUACUACGUCAUACCCGUCACUAAUAAUUUAAAAGUGUGCAUGCUGGUGUAGGUACGCGUCACGGUGUGUGCUUCCGUGUGUGUGUGUUUGUGUGUGUGUAUUUGUGUGUGUGUGUAUGUGCGUGUAUAUAUAUAUAUGUGUGUGUGUGUGUGUGUGUGUGUGUGCACGUGUGUUUGUGUGCAUGUGUGUGUGUUUGUUUUGUGUGUGUGUGUGUAUGUGUGUGUGUGUGUGUGUGUGUGUGUGUGUGUGUGUGUGUGUGUGUGUGUGUGUGUGCGUGUGUGUUAUGGGUCCAUUCAAAGUGGUCGGGUGCCUUUCAGUAAUGUGUGAGAUGGCGAUGCAUAGUAACAUGGUGAGUUCUAUUUAUCAUCAGUGAAUUUCCUUAGAUUUUAGAACUACUUCGAAGUAGAUUUUAGAAGUACAUGUAUUGCAAUCUACUUUGCGUCAAGAUAAGAUGAGAUAGCUCUUUUAAAUCUGUUACUGUAGCUUGUCAACUUGGUCUGGAGUGCACAAACUAUACUUCAAAGUAUAAAAUAAUUGGCAUCACCGCCAUUCAUUGCCCUGUUAUCGGUGAUUUGUCUGCUACCGAGUGUGAAUGGCUUCUGCACUGCUUUGAUCUGUCGGCUGGUAUUUUAGCUUGAUCAUCCCUGGCAAUCCUGUUACACAUAACCCAUGCCUUUUGGUAAUCUUGUCUACAAUCAUGUA
Molecule: messenger RNA, 4884 nt
Organism: Sycon ciliatum
Lineage: Eukaryota; Metazoa; Porifera; Calcarea; Leucosolenida; Sycettidae
Exons: 9
Coding region: 812-3958 (1048 amino acids)
Biological process (GO): cellular response to calcium ion; calcium-ion regulated exocytosis; regulation of calcium ion-dependent exocytosis
Cellular component (GO): plasma membrane; exocytic vesicle
Molecular function (GO): calcium ion binding; phosphatidylserine binding; SNARE binding
Source: RefSeq, a predicted model, not a curated record